CCUUCGCUCUGUGACAAGGAGAGAGCAAUCUACCCUCUGCAGUUCCUGUGAGCUUUUCUGCUGGAGGCUCUGAGAAAGCAAAUGUGAGAUGCUAUCCAAAAGCAGGACUGUGUGAGCCCACUGAACCUAGUGAUGCUGCACUCUCAUGGAUGUAUGAACGUGAUAGUGCAGAAGAUACCAGCAUCAGGAAAUCUCUUGAUGGCUUCUAUAAAAUGUAUUGCAAGAAGUGGCCAGACAGAAUGGAUCCCACCUAUGAGGCUGCAUCACGAUGUCUGUCACAGAAGAUUUCAGAGCUAGCAAACAGGGAUGGAAAAAAAUACGCAUUGCGUUGCCUGCAAAUGGCCCAGGUGGUCUUGAACAGAGAUGGGUGUAAGAUCUUUCCAAACCACCCCGCUACUGCUUGUUUUUCAAAGCCAGCUGAAGAAGUUGCAUUGGAAGACAGGAAGAGAACACCUGGACUUUCAGACGAUGUUCUGCAAUUCCUUUUGAAACAAACACAGACAGAACGUAGCCCUGAUGUGUCACAUGAGAAGUGAGCAAGACGCUGGUUUGUUUCUGUCAUUGGAGCUUUGCUUUCACUCUGAAAAGACGUGACUUUCUCAGAAGGACACUGUUCUCUUAGCACCACCUUCAACGCCACAUAGUCCAUGGAGGGACUCUGCCAGGCAGCCCCACCUAAGGAGCAUCUGUGGUCCUCAUAUAACUGCCUGGGGUGUGGUGACUCUCAGGAUGGGUGACAGGUGACGUAGUGUCAGUUGCUGGGACAUCAACCAUGAUGAUUUAUACCUACCAGGGUGACCUACAUCCCCACCCCAGCUGAACAGUGGCCCAUCCCAAAUUCAGCCCCUGUGCAGGCAUGGAUGUCCAAGUGCUGUUGACUGUAACAAGACUGAUUGAACAAGCUUGGCACGGUAUGCCCUAGACAUAGGGAGGAAGUUAAGAUUUUGUUCUGUGCCUGACUGGUACUGUAAGGCCUGUGCCUCUGCCUGAUAGCUGUGUGUUUUUACCUACAGACAUACAACCCCACAGAUUAUGAUUGCAGUGCGGGUGAGCUUUUUUGACAGAAAAAGUGUGUGUGCAAGAGAAAGAGGAACUACAGCUUCUGAGAAGUUUUGGGGUUUUUUAAACAGGAGGGAUAAAAAAAGAGAAGAAAAGCUUUAUCGCCUUAGUGAUGCUUCUAACACUUCAAAUGCACCAGCUGAGCAGACGGGAUUUUUUCCUAUCUGUAUGAGGCGGUUUAAGAACAACCUGAAAUAGAUUCAUGAGUGAGGGCUCUGCAGGGGUGUCCAUAGGGGAACUGCGGAGUUGGUGCCAGCUGCACUGGUAGCUGCCUUCUGCAAAAUGCAGAGUGCCUAGAGAAAGCAGAACUCACAUAUCAGCAUGCCCAAGACUGUGGGUGGCUUGGUCGAUUCUGUGGGGGCGAUGCUGCUUUCUCCAGCUCUCUCCCUACCCACUAGCCCCUGCUUUCACAGAGAGGAAGCCAGUGUUUGUUGCUUGAGUACAAUCUGUUAUCUUUGUGGCACUGCACAAGACCUUGUGAUUACCUUCCCGGGGUGUUGAUGGAUGUGAGAAAAUCUUCUGUGAGAUGUUUGAACCAUGGAGGUGGUUGCUGUCCAGUAGGGAUCAUCUGGUGUUGGUUGGUUACAGCAAAGGUUUGCUUCUUCUAACGAGCUCUGCUGCUGUUUAUACCCAGAACUUCCUUGCUCUGGUUUUCGUUGGCAAGGUCACCACUGGCUGCGGUGGGAACUGGCCCAAUGCAGUAGUUGCCCAACUUGGGUUAUGGUGACUGUCACUUGCCCUGUGACAUUAAAAGGUGACCUGAAGGACUAAUACCCAGCAGUCGGUUUUGGUCGCUGCCUCCUGGGGAAUUAAAAGUGCUCUGAGUCUGAUGCAUCACUAUGAAUUUAGCUGGCCUAAUUCUCUUUGGCCUUUGUGCUUAUGGAAACCAGGAGUGAAUCCCAAGGAAAGUACCUGCACGAGGGAUGCAAGACUGGGCUCCCGCUGUUGAAGCCCUACUGGGAAGGGUGCUGCAGUCACCCAGGGCUGCAGUUCAGGCCCAUCUGCUCCCUUUGAAGUAGUCACCCAGGAAUGAGCAGAGCUUCCAGUCCCUCUUUGGGCAGGUUGUCAGUCAUUAAAGCUAUGCUUUACUGUCUGCAAUUAUAAAUGUUCUGUUCUUCAAUGAGGUAUCAGGCUCUAAAAGAGACAUGUAGGUUGGAGAAUAUCAUUAUGUGGUGGCCCUUACCAGGGUUGCCAGGCCCACUGCUUCGAUGUAGUUUUUCCUCUGGUUCACAGCUUUCUUGGGGGGCUUGCAAGUUGAAGAAACCUCCUGGAAAAAUUCUGAAUUUUAUCUUCUCCAAACUUUUAUUGUUAGAUUUCCAUUAAAAUUUAGAACAAACCUAAUUAUUUUAUGGCAGAUAUUCAUACUUCAGGUGCUUACAGAAGCAGAGCAGAGCUCAGCUGGAUAAAUUAGGCUCCAAAAUCCCAUUGAUUUUUAACGAUAAGAAAUCAAGCUAAAUGUUGAGGGGAGUCUGACAAUUUUAUCAGAUAUCUGGUGUUAGGAACCAAAACAUGAUAGGGUUUAGAACCUUAUCAUUCUUACUGUGAAAUGAACAGCUCCAUUUCUGGAGAAACACUUAAUUUUAGGAGGUGUUUCACUGGGAUCUUCAAGUUCAAUACUUUUAUUAAGUUAAACAAGACUGCAGCACAGAGAAUAACGCUCAUCACUCCUUUUCCCACUCACUGCUAAUUAAUUUUUUACAAACCUGUGCUGGAACCUGCUGUAUGUGUCUCCAAAUCAGCUGAAAGCCAAACCAUUUGUAUUACUCAUUUCCUCGAUAAAUAUCUCUCCUCGAUUUCUUCAAGACAUGAGGAGAUGAAUGCAUCUGUCCUUGGCCAGGUGUUCCAAGCAAGACUCACCAAUUGCUUCAAACAGGCUGUCCUUGAAAGAAGCACAAUCUUAUUUGACAUUUUAUGGUGCUACGUAGAAGAAAUUGUAACAAUGAAUAUUACUUCUGGUGAGCAAUAGCACAGGGAGCCUAAGUUAUGUCGUUAUGUCUCUUUUAAUUCCUUAAGCUGAUUUGCAGUUAUAACUGAGAUGCUUUGCUUCAUAUUAACCAAGUUGGAUUCUUUUCCCCCUCCUAAUUUUGUGGGUUCUUUCCUGCUUUUUGUGUGUUGCUUUUGUGACUUUUCUCAGCCUAACAGAGGGAUAUCUACCCAUGUUCUGGAUCCACUCAACUGCUCUUUCACAGACUACUUCACCCCCUUCUUGCAAUGGAGUCUUCAGGAAGGUGGAAGCAGCUUUCAGGGAGCAAUCAGCUUGAAAUGUGUAGGGCUGCCAGGAUCCUGUGUCAGACUAGUCCUCAGCAUUGCAGAGUGGGAUGGCUGUGUAACAACACCAGUGCGCUUCCUGCCACUGCCAACACAGCCGUGGGUACCUCGUCUUCUGCUGCCUGUUGCAGAGGCACGAACUUGGCCAGAAUUGCUGCCCCCUAAAAACAGUGCCCAGUCAGUGAUGGGAGAGGGGAGGAGAACGGACCCCAAGAAGAGUGAGAGCACAGGGAGAAGGAGGGAUUUGGCAGGGGAGAACUGCCCCAGGAGCGCAGGUGGGUGAGUAGGUGCCUUGGGUUGAGCUCUUGGGCAGCUGCUCUCCUGGACGUUGCCCUCCCACCCCAGCCACUCACCCAGCGGACAGGGGAAGGAGGCAGCCCUUCCCUGGGGCAGCGAGGCUAUCCCCGCAGGGCAGAGUGCUCCCAGCCUCCUUCCCCUGGCAGUUUAAACACAGCUUGGCAGUGCUUCUGUCCCAUUUCCCUCCCCACCAUCACCUCUCCACCAACCUCCAGUUCCUUUCUGUCUUUCAUGAUAGUGCUAAUGAGAUCCCUGGAGGAGUUUUCCCUUUAAAAUUAAACAGAUCUCUCCGAGCCCAAAGAGCCUGAUGUCAGUCAGCAACAGAGCAAUGAACCCACGCAGAGCCACUUUAGGUCUGUCACUUGGAGGCCUCCUAUCUCCUGGCUCAGUGACAACUUCGCUGUUUCACUCCCUCAGCCAGGAAGACGUGUGCCUUUGUGCAUGUUUUCCACCCACUGGUUUGCCCGCUGAAGGGGUGGUUUGCUGCGGCGAUGUUGCUUGCUGACUGGGGAGGCCAUUCAUUCUCCAGUGUGGAUGUGUUCGAGGAAGCACAGAGAGCAGGAGGAAGGGAUGUGCUUAAGAUGACAGCACAUGGGCAAAGAAGAAAGAAGGAAGGACAGUUGGACUCUCAAAGGUCAACAUCAAGGUUCCUGGCUAAUGCGGUUACUCCAGUACAGCCACACUGCUUGCACUAGUUUUAGCAUUUGAUCUUCAGCAUUUCAGUUUGGAGAUAGCUCUUAGCUUACCAGCUCAGCUGCUGAGACCUCCCAUCUGCUCCCUUUCCAUGCCGGCCAGAUCCCAGCACGGGUGUGUGUCUUCUGUGCCCAUCGGAUUCCCGGCUGCAGUUUCACAUGGGACUGCUAUCCCUGCCUUGCUGCCUCCAGCAGAUUGGCACAGCUGUGGUGCUCUGCAGGUGUUUCCAGCAAAGGCAAUGGAAAUUUGGCUGCUGACUAACCAGAGCAGGAAGAGGCCCCGCUGGGCCAGCUGGCUGCAAAUUAUGGCCAAAAUCUUUGGACUUGGUGCAAUUUCUUUUUGCGAAUAGUUUUAUACUAGAAUUGUCUCGGUUUAGGUUGCUGUCCUUGAGUCAUUGUGGAAUUGAUACAUCUGGCUUCUCGCCGGUUCUGCUUGAUGUGCUGCUUGCUUGCUUUUAUGACAGGGUGUUGUACACAUGCUGAAGGGCACACCAAAUUUUGGAGCAGCCCCUCAGCUGUUCCCCAAGCUACUCAAGUUAAUGGUGCUAGGGGAAAAAAAGGAGGUGAGGACCCAGCAUAAUUUCUGUAGUAGUAAAUGUAUCCACAGAUGCUGGUCUGUCAGAAUCCAUCCUGCAGGCAAAAAUUAUGGAGAAAGGUAAUACCCACUGCUUCAGCCGUAGAUACAGCUGGAAAAACAAGUGUGCUCUUGAGUGUGCUAUCAGUAAUUACAGUAACAGUACUAGCCUCUCCCUGCCAGCUCGCGCUGCUUAGCCACCACAGACCUGUCACAGCUACAAGGGCAUUAAUACUGACGGAUGUAGGGAGCUGUUGCUAAGGUUGUACAGGGAGGGAGGAAGAUCUUCCGAUGUUUGAAUCCAAUGUUAUUGCCUAUAUUUUUUCGCCAGCAUUUAUGAUGUACCACACAGUUACAUGCGAGUUGCUAUGCAAAAACUUUUAACUAACAUUUUAAGAGAAACAACCUCUCAGAAAGAGGGAGCUGGAGAAGUCAGUCUGUAUCCCUUCAGCUGCUGUAUUGGGUUUGGUGAUGAAUUGAUCUGUGCUUUGGGUUAGCUUUAAAACCACCUGGUGUCCUAUUCAGAUAAAAUAAACAAACAAACAAAAAAGCCAAAUGCAUUCAAUUUCCACAAAGAAAGCUUGGAGCGAAAUACGAGGUGAGGCUCCUGUUCUUUAGGAGAGUCCUGCUGCUACUGAUAUUUGAGAGAUACCUGCUGGGUUUUGAUGGAAAAGAAGGUCUAAUGGACUCUAGUCUGACCCUAGUAGACCAGCCCCGGAGCCAGAUGUGGCCUUCCCCACUGAUAACAACUGUGAGGGAUCUGCCUGGAGCUGUGGGGAGAAAGGGUGCACGCAGGCUGCUCCUCCUGAGGCCCAGAAAAGCUUGAGCUCCUGGGUUUUUUAUCAGCUUUUUGAAUGAGGUUUAGAAGACAUUCAAGGGAAGAGCUGUUCAUGUGUUGUUAAUGAUGGCAAAAUGAGGCAGACUUUGUUUGGAAGGGGUGUGUCCACACUGGAAGUUAAUCUGGGGUCCUGGUGUGGGGGGAUCAUGCUGCUUCUCUACACACCAGGGGCCAGAGGGAAGGUGAGAUGCCUCCGGAGAGGUCAUGCGUCUGCUUCAGCUCCUCUGGGCUCUUGGGGCUGUGCAGCCGCUGCCUUUAACAGCGCAGUUUUCUUAUUAGAAACUUCUGAUGCAGCAAGAAAAGGGGUAAGAGGACUCAUUACUCUUCAGCCCUUUAGGAAAUGUGAUGCAAGCAAUGACAAAACAGAGAAUAGGCGGCUGCUGAAAGAGCAUGAAGAUAGAUACCAGUAGAGGAGACAUGAAACUGAUUUUUAAAGAGCAAUGUAGGCAGAACAGGCUGGAUGCAGCUGAAAAAUUUUGAUCAUGACUCACAUCUACAAAUCUUGGCUGGCAUCUCACAGAGGACGUGGUAAACUCUCUGUUACUGGAACACGCAGUCUUCUGGGAGGUUUGCACCCCUCAUGGUCAGGAGCCUGCAGUUGUUCUUUACGCUGCUCACUUCCAGGUACAAUAUUCAGCUCUGCCAAAAAUAGAUGUGUGUCUCAUGCUGAGACAGAAGGAAGGGCAAAGACAGAGCCCUUUGGAAUAAACAUCUCUUGAGUAGGUGAUAAAUUUGAAGCAGAUCUCAUCUAGAGGAGAGGGUUUUUUUUUCUUAUCUGUAUUUGUUUUCUUUGGAGUAUGAGCCUGAUUCCUGUGUCCACACUGAUUUGCACGGUGAUUGAGAGACUAAGUUUUGGGAAGGGGUAAAUUACCUACAAGGAAGAGGGGGUUCCUCUCAGUUCAGCACUUGUUCAGGUGGGUGAUAAUCUGGGAUGUGGCUUGGAAAUAGUUGGCCAAAUGGUUGGAAAUGCUACUGCAGAGCACUUCUGAGAUCACUGCCUUCACAGACAGAGCCGCCACACUUGUUGCAAAAUGGAGAGGAAAUGUGUGGCCUUUGCAAAUAAAACCAAAAAUUAUGCGCUUGGGACAGCUUCCUAGAAAACAAGUGAAAGUUCAUGAAGCUUGAAAUUCCCCCUGGGAUGGGAAGGAUUAUAGAUCUGGGAUAUCCAAGUUCAGGUAGUUGCAGCGGUUACAUACAGAAAGGCCUUGCGCUGUGGUUACUUUUCACACCUGAAGUCAAAGGCAUGAAUCAACCCAUGCUCUAACCCCAAAGGCCCGAUGCUUUUGAAGUGACUUAAUUCUCCCUCUGCCCUAUCCCACGUAUAGAAAAGGAAGAACACUCCCAUGCAGAUGUUCCUGCCCUUAGAUACGUCCCAGUGUUCAUGUUGCGGCUUUGCUGCUGCCAUGACCCCGAUGCACUACUGACUUUAUACUGUCUGGGUAUCUGCUACUAUGUGAAAUACCUGCUUUCUCCUGCCAUGUUGCUAUUGUCUGAAUUUCAAAUAUUUCAAGAAUUUUCAGCCCUAUUGCCUUUUGGGUGGGGUUUUUUUUUGCCUUCUGUGACCAGAAGCCACAGAAGCGUGGCCAUAGGCUCAUUGGUUUUGGUCUAACUCUGCUUAGCUGCUGUCGAAGGACUGAAGUAGUGGCCAGGAAGCAUGGCCAUCCAUGGGUGGAUAGGUGAUGCCUCCUUCCAAGCAAAGAACAGUUUUUUCUGGAUUAAGUACCAGGAGUGGUAUGAGGCCCUCACAGAAAUGUAUCACUUCUGUGUAUUUCUCCCCAGCCUGUGCAAUAACCUUUGGGAAACUUUCUUUCAGAGAGAUGAAGUGCUUUCCUCUCUGCCUGGCUUGCACUUGACUUAGCUUUGACACCUUCUGUGGUUUCAUAACUCGGUAAAGCACAAAUAAUCUUCUCA
This is a messenger RNA of Falco peregrinus (peregrine falcon), 7639 nucleotides long. It is a transcript of the gene SHLD1, whose product is annotated as shieldin complex subunit 1. NCBI's taxonomy places the organism in Eukaryota, Metazoa, Chordata, Aves, Falconiformes, Falconidae. The record is from RefSeq and is a predicted model, not a curated record. The transcript has 2 exons. Gene Ontology annotation, biological process: regulation of double-strand break repair via nonhomologous end joining. Bases 150 to 536 code for a protein of 128 amino acids.